ACAUGGCUCAAUCCCCCUUCAGAUCUGCAUCGAUACGAGGGAUUACAAGUGUCGUGAUUCUGUGCUCGGAAGCCUCUAGCAUCUGAUUGAGAGGUUUUAUCGAAGUAUCAGUGUUCACUUCAGGCCCUGCACGUGAGGCGUGCGUGGACUGCUGUCGUCUCGAGGAGUACAGUGCAAAGCAGCUCGAAAAUGCGUUCGAAAAAGACACAGAAAAAAUCGCUGAAGCGUAUCGGUUCUGAAAAAUUGAAGGAGCCGGUUUCGAGCUCGAAAGAGAAUGUCAAGAAAGCCACCAAGGUCAUGCUGUUGAAGAACAAGAAGAAAUCGGGCAAAUCUCGCGAUCAGAAACUUGUGGAAACCUACGGCGGUGAGCUGGUCGACCUCACCGAUCUGACCGCCUGGGGUGACUUCGAUGCGGAGUACGACGAACCUAGGGACGAACGCUACAAGAUGAUGAAGAAAGUGAAAGGUGAUCAAGCCCAAGAUACAGGAUUCGAAGACGAAGAAGAUUCCGACGAGGAGCUCGGUACCGAAGACGAUAGCUUCCAGCUGAGACUUGCCAGUGACUCUGAGGAUGGGGAUGGCGUGGAGGGAGAUGAAACAUCUGACGACGAAAAUGACGAGCCGACCGACUUGAGUGAAUCCGUAGCAGAGCUUGUCGAUGAAAGCAUGGACUGUGGCGAUGCGGAGGCAGAUGACGACGGAGAUGAGCCGCUUGAAAAAAUGCCCUUCAAGGGUCCACUGGCCGUGAAAGUCCGGCCCCCGAAGAAACGGAGGCCGAAACCGUCGUCUCUACUCGAUGGGGUGGACACGGAUAGUGACGGUGACCGAACGAAGGAUGACGAAGCCAUGGAAGUAGCCGAAGCGGGGGAAGAUCAAAGUGGAGCCGAGGAAGACGUCUCAGUUGAACUCGACGACGCGGAGAAGGCUCUCACCAAGGAAUGGGAGAUUUUCGAAAUCGAACCUCGUAUCCUCAAGGCCUUGGCCCAGCUGCGAUACACCGAACCAAGCGAAAUUCAGAGCCAAUGUCUAAUCCCAGCCAUCCGGGACAGGUUGGACAUACUCGGUGCGGCCGAGACUGGUUCUGGAAAAACACUAGCCUUCGGAAUACCCCUGGUCCAUCGCCUCUUGCAAGAAAGGUGCAGGAACAAGCUGGGCGCGUUGAUACUGACCCCGACCAGAGAACUCGCCGUUCAGAUAAAGAAACAUCUCAUGGAUAUCACAAAGUUCACAAAUCUGCAUGUCGUGUGUAUUGUUGGCGGUCUAAGCCACGAAAAGCAAACAAGACUCCUCGCGAAAAGACCAGAGAUAAUCGUCGCUACACCGGGUCGUUUAUUCGAACUCGUGCAAGAAGAUCCCCAGCUUCAGGAGCAGCUGAUUUCCGUCAGAUGUUUGGUGAUAGACGAAGCCGAUAGGAUGAUCCAGAAAGGACACUUCGAGGAAAUGCAACUGAUUCUGAAAUUCAUGAACUCAAACCGCAUCGGGAAACGCCAGAAUUUGGUGUUCUCUGCGACUCUGACCAUGGAUCCCCACCUGCCCGAGCGAGUGAUAGAGAGAAAGAAGAAGAAAAGAACAGGGAGACUGGAUCAGCUCAAAGCCAUGCUCGGCAUGACGAAACCGAAAAUCAUAGACACCACGAAAAAAAUCGGCACGGCAGAGACCUUGACAGAGUCUCGCAUCUAUUGUGAAAAACCUGAACAGAAGGAUGCUCUACUUUAUUACUUCCUCAAGAUGCAUCCAGGACGAACGCUGGUUUUCUGCAACUCUAUCGACUGCGUUAGAAGGCUAAAAUCGGUUCUCGAAGCCCUUCGAAUGAAACCGAUGGGUCUGCAUGCGGAAAUGCAGCAGCGACAGCGAUUGAAACAUCUUGACCGUUUCGCGGCAACUCCAAAUUCGGUGUUGAUCGCGACCGAUGUAGCCGCUCGCGGUCUAGAUAUUAAAAACAUCGAGCACGUCAUUCAUUUCAAUGUCUCCAAAGCUUCGGAAACCUAUAUCCAUCGAAGUGGGAGAACAGCCAGGUCCAAACAGAGUGGGCUCUCGGUAAUGCUUGUCGAUGGCCGAGAGCUCCCUCAAUACCGUAAAUUAUUGCACGCGUUGAAACGAACGGACAAUCUCCCGCCUUUUCCCGUUCAAGAGAAUAUUCUGAAAAUCUGCAAAGCUCGCGUCGCUAAAGCCCGCGAGCUCGAGACGCUACAGUAUCGCCAGAAAAAGGUACAAAAGUCAGACGGAUGGUUCGCCAAAUGUGCGAAAGACGCCGAUAUUGAGCUUGACGAGAAUUUAUUGAAAUCGAGUGAUUGGAACGAGAACCGCAAGGCUAAAGUCAAGGUGGAGUCGGUGAAACGUGAGUUGGACGCUUUACUCAGUAGGCGGCUGGUGCCUUUGAAUCAGAAAGUGGGAAACGCUCUCGAUAUUCCAGACAAGGAUCCCCUCAAGCUCGUGAGGGGAGCUAAGGGCACGCUGGACUAGUUUCUAUCCUCGACGAGAUUUCUAUGAUUUGAAAAUAAUAAAGGAAAGGAUAUG
This is a messenger RNA of Galendromus occidentalis (western predatory mite), 2517 nucleotides long. Its product is annotated as ATP-dependent RNA helicase DDX24. The record is from RefSeq and is a predicted model, not a curated record. Gene Ontology annotation, molecular function: nucleic acid binding; RNA helicase activity; ATP binding. The transcript has 6 exons. Lineage: Eukaryota; Metazoa; Arthropoda; Arachnida; Mesostigmata; Phytoseiidae. The coding region runs from base 190 to 2463 and encodes 757 amino acids.